UGCGAAAAGCCGGUCGCAUAUCAGCUGGAUCUUGACCUCUCCUAUCCUGUGGAUCCGGAUAAAGGCAAAGCCAAAUUUAACAAGGCCAACAGCAAACUCUUGCUCACGCUUCCCGUUAUACCCGCUGAAAAACCAAGUCUACCGAUGUCUCACGUUGACGAAACACAAGACAACCAACCAACGAAUGACCCGCAGCCCCUAAUCGAGGUACUGUCGUCUACAGCUGCACCAGAAGAUGGAAGUAGCAAUUGUAAAAAACGGAGGCGAAAAAGGAACAAGAGACGGGCAGAAGCGGGUGUCGGAGUCAAACCCGGGGUCACUGCAAGCAGUGAUUCUGAAUCGGGUUCAGGUCUGAUUGAAAAAACCUCGAAAACUGACACCAAUCAUGGUGACGAGUCGACUGCCCAGGCACAGUGUUCGGUUAAAACGGAAAAGCUACCACCCUCGAGCUCAUUGGCCUUAGUUCGAGUUCGUCAGGAUCCGGCCUCCUUCGUAGUGGUUCUCUCCGUCCGCAACGUCCUUCCCACUUCCCUGGAGCUGACGUGGUCCGGCUUUAGCCACAAGGCCGACGAUCCCUCCUACUGUCCUCUCCGUCUGAUGCUGACCUGUGCGAGUCGUGGGGGCGGUGGUUGUACCCUCAAUUGGGGUGUUGUUCUCCACUGUCCGGCCCCCAGACCCGACACACCGCCCGGUGAUGCCGGCGGCGGCGUCGACGACGAUGACGGUGAGCUGGGCGAGCCGCGUUUGCUUCGCUGCGACGUCUCCACCAACAAUGUGGCCCUCAUCUUCGAGAAACCCGCCGCCUGUGGCUGGUGGGACUCUGUUGCGAUUGGUCGUGCCCUCGGACCAGGCCUACAGGAGGUGCCGGUUAUGGCAGCCGCGCCUGACUUGACCGACCUAUCGGUGUGUCCAGCCAACGGCGCUGGGCAAAGGUCACGCCUCUGCCUCACUGUCCACUCAUCCGACUGCGUUGAGUUGUCAAGCAAACCGAGCUUGGAAGGCCAGAAUCAAACCGAAGCACCGCCGGAAGCUGCAGUUCAGCCUUCAGCUCCUCCUCCUCCGACUACCUGCAGGAAACCGUGUGCCGACUCGGACACGGUGGUGCCUCUGAAGGGAAUUCUGAAACAACGCUCAAUAUCAGGUGACGGGGGCGAAAGCAGCCUGGAUGGUAACAUCCAAGCGCCCAUCGGCGGUAGUAUCGGUGUCUCCACACACCUCCUGUGUUCUGACGAGUUUCCAUCGAACAGCGAGAAUGAGCUGGCGCCUUCCGACUUCCCUCCUGUCCACAGGUCUGACUACUUUUCCUGCGACGACUGCGGUCACGAACGCAAAAUCGGCAGACGACGUCUGCACUCGGUCAAUUUCUCUAAAAAGGAUGAGAACGUCUCGUUUUCACCCCACGACCCUGUACAAACCCUGCAUGUUCUGCUUCGAAACAAAGCGAAAAACGCCCGUCGAUCAGAACGCCGCAGAAGGCACAACAGCUUCACUGCGUCCAGUAUCACUCUGACGGAAAUGCAGACGUCCAGUGGUGGCAUUUCGCCUAUGCCUCCCGCAGGUCCAAUUAAUAAUAAGCAGAGGCGGAAACAUCUGCGAAAAUGCAGAAGUGACGAGUGUACUCGAGACCAGGCACUUGAUCGACAGGGGACAGAGAAAACCCCAGUUGAGAAAGAACUGGGUCAGAUUUCCGCCGAAAAUGCCUCCAGCGAGGCGGCUUCCAAUUGUUGUGAUGAAGCACCUCAUAUGUCUUCAUCAUGUCCUGGAAAUGAGGAAAAGAGCGAAGAGUCCGAUGCAACGCAAUUAUCAACUGUUCUACCAACCACCUCGACCACUCCUGCUGGCAAUGAAGCUGGGCCGCCAAGAAUGUGCAAUGGAAGGGGCCUUAUGAGCAAAGACCAGCUAAUGCGCAAUCCGCAUGCCACCACGUGUCCUGUUCCGUUGACUGCAGAUCUUUUGUGGUCUAUUGGUCCCGUCAUCAUGCCACUUAAGCUUAACUUUAAGCGAACACAUCGGUAUAACGUGUCCGCCAAAGAUUUGUUUGUUAUCCCCAUAUAUACGCUAGAUGCAUCAUGCGUGGAAUACACAGUUUCUCCUUCAACUACCGGGCGCGAUGCUCUUGAAUAUGUGGCUCAACGUCUAGAUAUUGAAUAUACCUGCUUUUUUGGAUUUCGAUACGAAUCCUGGACAGACAACCAAAGAUGGCUUUUCUUAAACAAGCCAGUUAAAAAGCAGUUGGAUAAAUACGCCCGUCAGCACGCUCUUGUCUUGAACAUUAUGCUGUUUAUAGAUAACCCACAAUACCUUCCAGACCCAAAACUACGACGUCAGUUCUACCUUCAAUUGAGACAAGAUGUACUAACUAAGCAACUGAAGAUUGCAUCUAAGCAAGCUAUUAAGCUUAUGGCAUAUAGUCUUCAAGCUGAGUACGGUGAUUUUGUUGACUUCGAAACCACUGCCCACUUGUGGCGUGAAAGACCAAUGGUCCCAACGUCGGCCAUUGGAGGAAGCGUUGAGCUUGGGAGCCUCGAACACAUCGAUGAUAUCGUCUGGGGCUACUGCCAACUGCGUGGAGUCAGUCAGGACAACGCCAUAUGGUACUACCUGGACGAGAUCCGCAAACUUUCCAAUUACGGUGUUCAACUCUUCUUUGGUUCUACAGUCACUGGCGAAGCCGCGCAACUUGGGGUGUCUCGGAACGGUUUGACAAUAUCAACAAUAUCUCCUCUCAACUCCUCCGUUUCAAAACAAAAAUGGGAGGAUAUAAAGGAUUUGGCCUACUCUCGGAAGACAUUUACAAUCCAGCUUCUCAAGAAAACGAAGCCCAUACACUUUGUCUUCGAGGAUACACAGGAUGCGAGGUAUCUGUGGAAUUUCUGCAUACAAAUGCACAACAGCUACAUCCAUUAUUGGACACACGUUAGGACCAGUCAAGCAGCGCAUGUUUCCGACCCACCCCCACUUGCGAUUUUGGAGGCAACUCACCAAAAUUUUCAAGCAAAUGUACGCGGUUCGGAGACGUCAGGUGUGGUGGUCAACAACUCCAAUUCGACAACCACAAUCGGCAGCGUCGCUUCGAUGCACGCCGCUAUCAGCCAAGUGACGAACAAUUCACUCACGUCGCUGCAGCAGCCCCACACCAGCCAUCCGGUCAGCUCCUCUUUGCCUGCCUGCGGUUCCACGGACGCGGAACACGAGGCGGCGAAGCCCCACCAAACAACACCGACCCCCGAGUACAAUGCACAAGACGUGGGCGAAGGCAAAGCCCUGAUGGGUCAGUGGAGUGUCCGCAGUGCCGCUGACACGUUGGACUCGCAGAUGGUCGCAAACCGCUGCGUGGCCUGCCUCCCCGUCGCGAGAUGUCUUCGAAGAGGCACCGGGUCAAAACUGUCGGGUCAAGCAACCUUGGGUGGUUUGUCACCGCCGUCGUCGCCGCCACCACCGCAAUCCGUCGAUUCAACACCCCUGAGGAGGCGGCACCAUCACCACAGAAAGCAUCGCCUACAGCAGACUCAACUGCCUGUUACACAGGGCACUACGAGUGCUCAGGAGGCGGCCGCUCGCUACGACAUGAGCCUAGCCGACUCCUCGUCGGGGUCUUCUAGCGAGUCUGAGUUCGAGUCCGAUGUGUGUUCGACGAGUGCGGAGACAAGUUCUUCCAGUAACUCCUCGCGAAGGGGAGAUGGUGACGGCGAUCCACAGCAGCAGCAGCAGCAGCAGCACGGUUUUCGUCGACUGCUUGCCGGAUCCCACACCGGUGUUGGAGCCGCAGUGUCCCUUCGCCCCAUCCUAUCAAGCUUCAAUCAGCAUCACUAUCGACUGCAGCAGAACUGGCGAGAGGAGGGAAUUGUGCCGGGACAAAACCAACGUGGCUCCUUGGCACGACAAAUUCCCGUCGCAGAUGGAAAGUCGAUUACGGGAGAGGGUCACGGUUGGCUUGCCUCGGCCAAGCGCCUCACGAGUGCGCUGUCUGAAUCGCUAACUCGCCGGGCGUUGUCCGCAAAUGCCCCGGCUUUGCUGGCCCGCGCGCCGAAAUCGAUUGGAAUCGCUCAGGUAAUUCGCCCAGAACCAGCUACCAUCAAUUCCACGUCUUCGUCGUUGGAGGGUGGAGGAGGGGCGAUUGACGAGAACCACCGCAGACCCAACAGACCUCCGCUGCCCCCGGGGGGAGCAGGAGGCGGUGGGGGGCCGGUGAGACACCCGCCCCUCGGGUACAACCCCAACGCUCCGCAAAGAGGCGCCUCCGCGGGACCGGCUACUUUAGGGACAACUCCCUCCACUGCUGCCGGCUCGUCUUCUUCCUACCCUCUGCAUCGCUCGCUCUACGAGGUGCCCGCUGAAACCCGCUUUCAGAUCUGCCUCCAGCCGCCGAGUCCACACGGCAGCCAGGAGGAGGCCUCGUGGUGCCUUGUCCAGCACCCCGGCGUGUGGAUCAACCAGAUGAACACCGCCUCCAACAUCACAGAACCUCGGCAACAGGCCCAGCAGCAGGUCUACUUUGAGGGCAAAUCAGUGCAGCCGACGACAAGCAACUCACAGCAGGUCAUGAUCUCUUCCUCGAUGACCUCGUCGUCUACGUCGACGUCGACUUCGUCGGCAGGAGCGGUUGCUGUGGCGGCGUCGGUACCGCGCUCCAAUUCCUCCUCACCUUCCAGUCCAGCGUCUUCAAUCGUUGAGGACGAGAUGAUGCUGAUGCUGAUGGGGAGGGAAAAAGAGGACGAUUCCUCGUCGACGAUGUCGUAUUCGGUGUGUGGCGGAGGCACAACGAGUGGGAAGACGGCGGCGGUUGUUGCGCCCAUUCAAAAGCAGCCACCGGACCAUCAACAGCAGCAGCAGCAGCAGCCGAGACAGCGAUCGCUCUCUGGCAGUGGAAGUCCCCUCCACUUACUAACCAACUCUGACAUCCACCAGCUGCUCAAUCUGACCAAAAUGAGGGAGACGGCUUUGGUGCACCGUCUGUUGGCGGAGUACCGUCAGACGCUGCUGCUCCAGCAGUCGCUCCACACCAACAGCAUGAGUACGCCGAACCUCGCGGCAAGUCAGGAGCUCAACACCGCUUCAAGCGCCAACGGACCUUCCAAUUCUGGAAAUGGUGGUGGCGGCGUAGCUGCGCAGUCCUUCGGAGCGAACUGCUGCCAUCAGCGUUGCAACGCUCAGCGGCGAACGGAGUCUCGCGAGCCGAGUGGAUCGUGCCCGGACAACGGCGGCAGCAACCGUGGUAACAACAGAACGUCGUGUUGCGCCCACCAGACUCCACGUGGUCACCAACUUUUCGAGUCGUCUAACUACGUGAAUGCCUGUGCCUUCCAGUGCCACCAUGGCUGUCUGUGUGGCUCCAAUCCCAUGCAAACUAGCGUGCACAGCACAACGGACAACGACUCAAACGCCACAUUCAGAGUGCUCUCUGAGGCGGACGGCGGCCGGAACCAAUAUCCAAGCAGUCGCCAUGGCAGCAACCACCAUCGUCAUCAUCGUGAGCAUCAUCAUUUUCACCAGCACCACUACGAGGACUCGUGCACCAACAGCAGUGACCUCAUGACCUCGUCGAUUUGCUCUCAACAGGGCUGGAACAUGGUUGCCAAGUCGAGCUCUUUCCACCACCAGCCCCACUGCCUGGGCAGUGGCCGGUCACGACACGCGCAUGAGAUGUGCAAGUCGGCAACACCCGAUAACUUUCGUCGGCAAACACGUUGUGACAGUCCCGUUAAAGCUGACCUUCCGGACAUGAUUGUCGGUUUGCCACAGUCGACAUCGGGACAAGUGCAUGAGACCACAGAACGGCGUAUAAGCAGCGACCUCACAGCAGCCAAUUCCCCGCCACAACUAUCUGCUGGUUUCGGUCGCAGCAGAACCUUCACACACUCACCGCCUGGCCACGUGGGAAUGCGCGUGGCCUUCGCGCACGACUUCGAAAGAGGCGGCGGCAGUGGACAUCCGCUAGUCGGGGAAUACGAAAAUCUCGAGGCCGAUUCGCCGCCUGUUAGCUCCGUCAACCCGAAAUCCACCACCGAUGUUUCGGCCAAGUCUUCAAGCUCCGAUAUUUCGUUCGAGGACUUCAAGUUUACCCAGCGGCUUCAACGACGCAACCCCAAGUCGAAACUCUCGACUGCCCAGUGUGAGGCGUCGUGUGACCGACAUCACAGCUGUGUCCACCGAGGCCACCACGACUGCCGCUGCGUGAACGCAUCUGCUGCACCGUCAAAACGGUCAACCCUUCCGAGCACGUCGUGCGACGAUGGAGGUGGGCACGUCCAACUGUGCCGUGAGCACCUUCGAGCCUUGGAGAAACUCAAAGCACCGAAAGACGUCCACGUCGACACUCCCAUGAUUCAACGGAGGAAGCAGAAGAGGAAGGCGCAGAAGCACAAGCAGCCCUGUUACAGCUACUGUUCGCAUCGAUUCGUAGGGAAGGCGCAUUCCUUCGAUCCCUACCAACAGAAGUCAUCCUCGCUGAGACACAGGUGCUCCGCGAGUCCUGUUUUCAGUGUCGAGGGUGUUGAGUCGCGGUGUGAUUUAUGUCGCAGACAGCGACGGUGGAGAGUGGACUUUGGAAGGCGGAGGUGUUCCUGUGAAGGCGCAGGUGGAUCCGACGACAACGGUGGAGCUUCUGACGAGGAGGAAGACGAGGAGGACGGAUUCUCGUCUUCGCGCGCCGCAAGCGACUCCUCCCUGACCUCCUCCCUGCCUGCUGGCAUUCGAGACGCCGCUUCGAUCAUGGUCUCGUCUUACGAGUUUGAGUGCCAGCAGCAGCAGCAUCAGCAGUCUCACACGUCCUUCGACAGCGUCAGUGGUGGCGCUGCAUUUCGUCGAUGCAGAAACAAACCACCGACGCCCAAACCAGCUGAAGAUAGACGCGGGCUGCCAAGUCGCAUGCAGCACGUCAACUUUUGCGAUGAGAAGCAUAAAAUUACCGCGAAAACCGGACGAGCGAUGCAAAUCAGUCCACCGCAGAAGCUCGCGGUUUCCCCACCAACUGCUGAAGGUGUGGGGAGGGCACAGCGUCCACGGACGCUUCUACCUUCAUCGGCGUCUUCUCAGAUGGAAGAUCGCCAGCCAGACACGCCAUCGACGCGACACGGCGGAAGACUGGCUGGGAGUCGAGAGGUUACGCCAGUGCGACGUGUUGGAGGAGCAGGCGGAGGCAAUUUGAGGCUGUCACGGACCUUGACCCCCGACGGCCCAACCAACUUUCAGACGGGUGGAAGCGGCGGUGCAACGCCGGGCGGAGGUGGCCUGCUCUACACCGCGUCGAUGACCUUCACGCCCUCGUCUUCUUCGACGGCGUCUGCGCGCGGACAGAAGUCCGGUGGAUCGACUGGAGCUGAGACAAACGCUAGUGGAAAGGAAAAUAUGCAACAGACGCGGUUUCAGAGAGGUCUCGCGUACAAUUCGCCCUCGGCAGCAUCAAAUAGGGGCAGUGAGGAACGACCCAACCCCUUCUCCAAGAAGGCCCACACACCAGCUGAAAAGCGAAAAACCAACGAGUUUGGAGGAAGCGUGUUGGAGAGGGCAAAAAAGGGUUCCCCUGACGCCGCCGACGCUGUGACGGAGUUCAGGGACACAAACGACGCCGGUUGGAGAUCGAGGUGGGACUUCGUUUCUUCGGGACCCUCCGCAGCCACGGCGUCUUCGCCGUACUUCCGCAUCAGCCGACGCAGGUCCUUGCACUUCUGCGCCAUGCGCGCACGCACCUUCACUGGGUGCACGCCGAAGCGUUGGUUGAUUUUCGCUUUAAGGCACAAAACAAGAUUACAAACCCUCAUCUACCGUACUUAA
Molecule: messenger RNA, 7773 nt
Organism: Mesocestoides corti
Lineage: Eukaryota; Metazoa; Platyhelminthes; Cestoda; Cyclophyllidea; Mesocestoididae
Source: the annotation of a GenBank genome assembly